Molecule: messenger RNA, 1284 nt
Organism: Melanotaenia boesemani (Boeseman's rainbowfish)
Lineage: Eukaryota; Metazoa; Chordata; Actinopteri; Atheriniformes; Melanotaeniidae
Exons: 9
Coding region: 1-1284 (427 amino acids)
Source: RefSeq, a predicted model, not a curated record
AUGUCCAGGGCCAAGGUGGACGAGGAGGGCCUGGAAAUUGCCGUUUGCAGACACGGAAUCUUGCUACAAGGCUUGAAUCACUACUGUGGAGAAAUUUAUGCUUACCCACUGUUCCUGCAGAAGGAGUUGGCUCAGGCUGCAAACAUCAAAUUCUUUUGUAUGGACCUCACUUGCAGGUAUUGGCCAUACUUGGAGAAGAUGGCAGAGAAGUUGUCAGAGCUCCAACCACUGACAGAGAUGAGGCCUUUUCUGUCUGUAAUGCAUGCCAAGGCUCACACUGGCAAAUGUGAGGUGAGGUGGGGUGGCAGAAACCAGGAUGGUGCAGGAAAUACUGUUGGUGAGGAGGUGGAGCAAGUGAACAGCUUUCUCUCAAGGGCAGCUCUGACCACAAAAUACAUGACCAAGUCAGGGAGAGCCGAUAUGAUAACAAUGCUUGCCAUGGGAUGGAACAACAGGAAGGUGGAGAGUCUACACAAGACACUGGCGAAGCGAUUUGUUAAAAUUACACAGAGAGCAGAAAAGGAAGCAGCAAAUCUUCAGCAUCUCCAGCAUGACCUCAACAUCACUUUGGAGGACACAGAACAGUGGAUUGAGGAUGUGAAGCAGUGGGCAGCCACUGGGAAACAUGGUGCUCAUAGUAGCCAGGAAGAGCUCCAGAGAGAGAUUGAUGAGAUCAUCUAUUCCCUCAGAAGGAAGAAGCAUGAUCUCUACCAACAAAAUGACAGCAAUCAAACGAGGCAACAGAAACGGAGGAGACUGGGUGAGCUCAAAAAGAAACUCAGAGAGAAGAUCGUCCAAUACAACACAGUUGCUGCCGAUGAAGACAAAAUUGACUCAGAAGCAGCAUGCAGUCUCUCUGAUGAAGUCGUUCUCCCUUGGGAGGCACAAGGAGAUGUGGUGAGUCUCCGUUUGAAGAGGCGACUUUUUGACCAGGUCAUGCUGGUCAGGCGCAUGGAAGAGGAGAAACCAAUCCUUGUGAAGGAGAUGACUCAACAUUAUCAGUACCUGAGAAAGGCAUUGGACAAACUGGACAACCUCCUCCAUCACACUGAAGAGAACAUCAAGAACCAUACUACUCCUACAGAUAUGACAGAGGCUGGAUACAGGGGACUGCACUGCAGUCUUCUACAGAAGAAAGACAUUCUUCAGAAGAAACUGAGUGCUGUCACCAGCACCUAUGCCCGUGUAGACACAGACCCCGGUGUUUUUAACGUGUUGGAAGAAGAUCUGGAGGACUUUGAAGAGGAUUACAGCAGUUCAGAACUUUCAGAUGAAGAAAUAUAG